Messenger RNA from Meloidogyne enterolobii, 447 nucleotides. Lineage: Eukaryota; Metazoa; Nematoda; Chromadorea; Rhabditida; Meloidogynidae. The record is from the annotation of a GenBank genome assembly.
AUGGAUGCAAUGAUUUCUUUAUUUGUUGUUUCAACAUUCGAAGGAUGGCCAGACCUUUUAUAUGUUGCAAUAAAUUCUAAUGAGGAAGAUCGGGGUCCUGUUUAUAAUGCUCGACAGCCCGUGGCUAUAUUCUUUAUUGCCUUCAUUGUAGUCAUAGCCUUCUUUAUGAUGAAUAUCUUCGUCGGUUUUGUUAUUGUAACUUUCCAAAAUGAAGGAGAAAGGGAAUACGAAAAUUGUGAAUUGGACAAAAAUCAAAGAAAAUGUAUAGAAUUUGCACUCAAAGCAAAACCACAUAGACGUUAUAUACCUCGAAAUCGUUUCCAAUAUAGAGUUUGGUGGUUUGUGACAUCACAAUUUUUUGAAUAUGCAAUUUUUAUUAUUAUUAUGCUAAACACAACUACUUUGGCUUUAAAACAUUACCCGCCAGGUGCUUUAAUUUUAUUUUAA